AUGGGCCAUGGGGGCAAGGGGAGGGUCGCGGGGGGCUGGAUGGAAGGAUACGGCUCCUACACGCUGCCGACCGGGGCCGAGUACCGGGGCUCGCUGUGGGACGGCAUGUUCCACGGCAAGGGCGAGCUACAGCUCAUCAAAGGCGGCGGAUACCGGGCGCUCUGGGAGCGCGGGCGGCCCACGCAGGGGAAGUACACUUUUACAGAUGGUCUCGAAUUCGACGAGGAAAAAUGGCCCUACUGCGAUGGCUACGACAGAAGAUUUUAUACAGAGAUCUGUUUGGGUUUUAAACCACCAGGCAUUCCUCAGCUUACAAAUCUGGAUCCUCCCAAAAUAAUCCCAGAAGGUUGUUAUGACUGUGGUGAUGGAUUCUAUAACCCUGAAACCAGAGUAGUUGUUGACUACAAACGCAAGUUUCUGAGAAAUGCAGACAAUGAUGAGCAUGAAUGGAUCCUUCGGACCUGCCGGAGAGCCUGGGACAUACCAAUCGAGCACAAACCGAAACCAUCACACAGCUUCUCCUAGACAAUAUUCCAGCAAAGCAGGUAAUCUGAGUCACAAUAAAUGCAAUUUGUCCUCGUGGAUUUGUCUCACCCUUUCCCUCGACAGGAAUAUAAUCUUUCUGUCAUCUUUGUCAGCUCAAAGAAAAAUGGAAAUAAUCAUUUAAUCAGUCAUGCUGAGCAAAAGCCACGGCAAAAAAGCUGACUGUACUCACAAUAAUAUUCCUGAGAGGUGUGCAGUGUAGUAUGUAUAAACAUUAUUAAGCCUGAAAACAAUUUGUUAAAAAGAGUGCCUCAGAUUCGGUGUUGAAGUCAUUCAAAUCCAUCUUAAUCAACAUUAUUUUCCCAGAUUUUAGUUAGCUGUCCUGGUGAAUUCCUUUCCUCUCUUUUUGCUCAGUACUUUGAUAUUGAUUGAUCAUUGUAAUAAUGUACACCAGAGGUAUUCUUUAAUGACGGGUUUGCUAACUAGGAAAUUAUAUCCAUUUACUACGAACGUUUGUUGAACUCUCCUGAAGCCAGAGUUUAACAAAAUAAUAAAAGAGGAAAACUGGGUGGGUUGCUGCUUGAUUAGUAAGCCAGAAAGUAUUUAAAAAUAAAAUAAAAUGGAAUUACAUCAUUUUCUGGAUGUAAGUGCCAGCACUUCUACUUGCAUUAACUUUAUUUAUUACACAAAUAAGACAUUUACAAAGCACAACAUUAAAAGUAUGUAACAAAACAGACAUUGGUUUUACAAAAAGUGCUUACAAUUUUGUUUUACUUUUUUAAAAUAAAUAUUAGUCUUGACUGUCCACUCAUUCAGAGAAAAAUUUUUUUAACCAUUGUAGCCAAGACAUGCAGAAUUGCAACAUGCUACAACAAAAUGAUUGGCAGAUGAAAUAAAACUGGUGUUUAGUUGGCAUCCUACAGAUAAAUCAGUGAUAGUAGUGCAGGAUUGGUU
Ficedula albicollis (Collared flycatcher) is the source of this 1437-nucleotide messenger RNA. It is a transcript of the gene MORN5, whose product is annotated as MORN repeat containing 5. The coding region runs from base 1 to 525 and encodes 174 amino acids. The transcript has 5 exons. Lineage: Eukaryota; Metazoa; Chordata; Aves; Passeriformes; Muscicapidae. The record is from RefSeq and is a predicted model, not a curated record.